Diceros bicornis minor is the source of this 6512-nucleotide messenger RNA. It is a transcript of the gene DCDC2, whose product is annotated as doublecortin domain containing 2. The record is from RefSeq and is a predicted model, not a curated record. Gene Ontology annotation, cellular component: kinocilium; microtubule; axoneme. Lineage: Eukaryota; Metazoa; Chordata; Mammalia; Perissodactyla; Rhinocerotidae. Gene Ontology annotation, biological process: neuron migration; intracellular signal transduction; regulation of cilium assembly. The transcript is spliced from 11 exons. Bases 186 to 1781 code for a protein of 531 amino acids.
CAGCCUGUAGGGUCCUUGGCGGGCUGGACGCCGGGCGCACGGCCGUUGCUUCGCUUUUACCUGUGGGUUUGUCUGUUUCCCAGUGGUUUCAGGGGCGACCCCGCGCUGUGUGUGCGCUGAGGCCGCUGGGGCAGCGGAGGUGCCCCCCACGGAGAAGCGAGCCGGGCCGGCGUCCCGUGAGGAAGAUGAGCGGCAGCGGCACCAGCGCCAGGUCCAGCCACCUGUCUCAGCCGGUCGUGAAGAGCGUGCUGGUGUACCGCAACGGGGACCCCUUCUUCGCGGGCCGCCGCGUCGUCAUCCAUGAGAAGAAGGUGUCCAGCUUCGACGUCUUCCUGAAGGAGGUGACGGGCGGCGUUCAGGCGCCCUUUGGGGCCGUCAGGAACAUCUACACCCCGCGGACCGGGCACCGCAUCCGGAAGCUAGAGCAGAUCCAGAGCGGGGGCAACUACGUGGCUGGGGGCCAGGAAGCCUUCAAGAAACUCAAUUACUUGGAAAUAGGAGAAAUCAAGAAAAGACCAAUGGAAGUUGUUAAUUCAGAGGAAAUUUCUAAUGGCGCUCUAUGCUGCUUUGUGUGUGCAUGCGUGUGUUUUCACCUUCUAGCAGUAAAACCAGUAAUCCACAGCAGGAUCAAUGUGUCAGCUCGCUUUAGAAAACCACUCCAGGAACCCUGCACUAUCUUCUUGAUUGCAAAUGGAGACCUUGUCAGCCCAGCUUCUCGCCUCCUCAUCCCUAGAAAAGCCUUGAAUCAGUGGGAUCGCGUACUACAGAUGGUCACAGAAAAAGUAACUCUGAGGAGUGGGGCUGUCCACAGACUUUAUACUUUAGAAGGAAAACUGGUUGAGAGUGGGGCAGAGUUGGAGAAUGGACAGUUUUAUGUGGCCGUCGGCAGAGAUAAGUUUAAGAAAUUGCCUUACAGUGAAUUACUUUUUGACAAGUCAACAAUGAGAAGGUCUUUUGGUCAGAAACCUUCUUCACUACCUCCUAUCGUAGGAUCCAGAAAGUCUAAGGGGAGUGGAAAUGAUCGCCAAUCUAAGUCAACGGUCGGAUCCAGCGACAACUCAUCUCCUCAGCCCCCAAAGAGGAAAGGGAAAAAAGAAGAUGCGAAUUCGGAAAAACCCACGAAAGAGAAACAAAAUGUAAAGUUAAAGGAUUCACCACAACCAAUUCCGAACAGUGAUGAAGGCAUUUUCAAAGCUGGAGAAGAGAGAUCUGAAACACGGGGGGCAGCAGAAGUCCAAGAAGAUGAAGAUACUCAAGUUGAGAUUCCCAUUGAUCAGAGGCCAGCAGAAAUAGUAGAUGAGGAAGAAGAUGGAGAGAAGGAAAACAAGGAUGUAGAACAGAAAGAAGACUUUUCAGGAAUGAAUGGUGAAGAGGAGGGAGGUAGGGAGGCUUCAGAUGCCCCCGAGCAAGCAGAGGAAAUCCCGGAUCACAGGGAGGAGGAGGCAGGUCCCGCUCGUGUAAAUGGAGGUACCGAUGAAGAAAAUGGUGAAGAACCAGGUCCCGCUCGUGUAAAUGGAGGUACCGAUGAAGAAAAUGGUGAAGAACCAGGUCCCGCUCGUGUAAAUGGAGGUACCGAUGAAGAAAAUGGUGAAGAGCUGGAUCAGGUUAACAGUGAGCUUCAAGAGGCAGUGGAUGAGGAAAUAAAGUCUCAAGGAGCUGCUGAUGGCCAAGAUGAGGUUGACUUAGACCCUCAAAGACCACCAAGACCAGAAGUAAAAAUCACUAGUCCACAAGAAAAUGAUAACAACGAACAAAACAAGGACUAUGCUGUUGUAGCAUAGGUGAUUUUUAAAAAAGAAUAUGUUGAUUAUAAGAAAAAUGAAGGGUUAUAAUACUUGAAUAAUAAGUAUAUAGUUAUUGCUAAACAUAAUGUGACAAUAUGGUUGAAGACUACCUACUGAAUUUUAAAAUUAGAGACGUAAUGGAAAGGCUAGAUAACUUUGAAUAGCUACUAAAGGAGAGUGACUUCUUUAAAUGGCAUGUUGUUUUAAAAGUCAUUUAGAAAAAUUAAGUAAAAGGGAUAGAGGGGAGUUUGCACUGGAAGACAAUUGGCCAUUUGUCUUUGUAAAGGAUGAAAAAGAAUAGGAUCCACUCCUAUUGUAUACUCUUAUACAUUUAGAAGCAAGAUUAUUAGAUGGCAGCUUAUUCUAAAGCACUUAUAUAAGAAAGCAUAGAAUUUUAAAGAAAUGAUAAUAGGAAAGCAUGUACUAUUUUUUUAAAGCAAUAAACUCUUGAAUAAACAAAUUGCAAUUUAGUUUCAGAGAUAAUUUGGAAAUGGCAAUACGUUGAAGUGUUUCCAUGACUUGUUGACAUUCCUUUCUUUCUUCCUCCUUAGCCAAAAUCCACCUUAAAUGAAUUAAAAAUACAAUGCAAGAUAUUCAUUUUGGAAGGAGGGAGUAUUCAUUCAGUGUAUUAGUGGUUAAUAUUGUCAUGCCCCUCCCUUAAGUGCUUCAGAUUUUAAUCCUUAUGGCUUUAAUGCCACAAACCCAGGAAGGAAUUAUAGAGGAAUACCCGAUUGUAUUGCUGAGCCUGGCUGGAUGGUUUGCAAAUCUGGUAUCCUGUGAAUUUUCACUGAUCCAAUCUACCUUUACCAAUAAUAUCCCUGUCUUCUCCUUCAUGUUAUUAUAUUAGAAAACUCAAUAUUGGCUAUCGCAAAGAUUGAAUUCCCUCCAAAGAGUUUUUUACAAAAAAACAAGACAGAGUAAUAGAAAAAAGUAGGCUAUAUGAAGAGUUUGUCGCUGCUCAACUUCACUUGCUUUUUGCCUUAUUUCUGUUGGGACUGCCUUGUCAUAUUUUUGCCCCUAGGGAUAUCUGCAAACAUUUAUUUUCAUGGCCAGUUAUAUUUAGGCUUUUUAGCAAAUUCCUUUCUAUAUAAUUAGAAGCCAUCUGAUAGAAAUUGUUGAAAAAAGUUUAAAAAUUGUCAUAAUGAAACCAGUUCCUGAUCACGAUUUUGCGGGCUGGUUAAAUUAACUCACAGUUGCCUUUUUAGGUAUAUAUGGGGAAAAACAUAAGUGUAUUAGUUUUUUGAAUUCUUAAGAGAUGAUGCAGUUCUUCCUUAAAUAUAAAAAUAAUAUAUUUUUUCUCAUAUUAAAGAAUAUUUUUGCUAAUUAUGUAGAAAUUAUAAAUUUGAAAUUUUAGCUUCUCGUGCUUUCAUAGAAUUCAUUAUUAAUCAUAAAUUUAAAAGAUUUUUUUCCCCUCCAGGUUUCAUAACCAACCAUUUGGAAUCAAAGUAGUUGUGUAAAGCGCGUAAUACUAUAGAAAACAGGGAUAUUUUCCCUAACAGCUAUUUUAAUAUUUUCCACAAAUAGGAAGUAUAAGCAGAGACUAUAACGUAACAGUAUUGGAAAGAGAUAAUAAUAUAAGGGUAUCUUAAUCUGGGAGGAUGAAUUGUAAAUGGGGUACUGUAUUUCUAGUAUAAUAUCUAGGUUGUGCUUUCUACUAGUAGGCUUAUUUUUUCAAAUGAGACAAUUAGGGAAAUAGACUACUUAGUUUUUUAAUGUACAAUUCCCACACUAUCACUGGGCCUGGAGUUAAUGAUUUUAAAUAGUUUAUAAAAAUAAGGGAUUUAUAAGCAGUUAUAACUAAUUAUCAAGGUGAUUCUCUUUUCUUUCUUUAAUGAGUUUUUCUCUUCCUUUUUUCAUAAAAAUAUUCUGUCUCUUUUCUCUUGUUCUUUUCUUCAUUAUAUUUUAAAGUUAGGUUUUGGGGAACUUUUUAAGAUACAUCUUAAUGCAGCACAAUGUUAUUUUACAUGAAAAACAAAGUUUGGUAUUUUAAGUAUACUUCAAGAAAGUGAUAGGCCGCAAUAACUUAUACCAAAAAAUUGAAAAAUGGAGAUAUAAUUCUCCUCUUGUAUGUGCAUAUUUUACCAUCAGUUGACAAGAUGUAAUUGUGCUCUAACUUGGAGAGAUGAACAACUAAUCACUUUAAAACAGUUUGCAAACAUAUAGUACUAAAAGAAGAGGAAUGAAAUAUGUCAUCUAACCAUGGAAGAAAUCAUUCACAGAGAAUGAAAAUUGUGGACGUCAUUUGGAGAUGACUUUAACAAAAAUGAUGGCAGUGAAUUCACCUCCCAAAUGUGGACAUUUUCUCCGUGGAAAUGGUGGCCUCUGUGGCAGGCUACCUCCACCAAUUAAGUGAGACUCACUGACAGAUCUGGAGACCACUUAUGUGAGUGAGCAGAAGAGAUCUUGGUUAGGCUUCAGGUGUUAUUUCAUAGAGAGAAGGCACUAUGAAAAACUCACGUAGCUUUUAUGUGAUAACCAAUAAAAUGCUUUAAGGUGUUGGUUUUUUGUGAUGCUGUGUGCAUUGAUUUCAUAGUCCUGAUUUCAAGGAACUCUUUUCUUAUACUUAAUUGAGUUUUAAGACAUUUGUAAACAACUGGUUUGUUAGUUGAAUUGGAACAUUAGGGAUUUUGCAGAGCAAGUAAGGAAGAUUUUAACUAAAGUAAUUUUCAUGCUAAGGACAUUUUACUUGGCUUAGCUUCCCUUAAAAUAGCUAUUGAGCAUCCCUGGACUUCUAGUUAUAAAACGUGAUAUGAUGGCCACAAGAUGGCCAUUAUUUUUUUCCUCAUUAUUUUUCUCUAUAGCUAUAGGAUGAUUAUUUAUUAAGACAUUUUUUUCUUAUGUUUUUUGGGGAAUAUUAGAAAGCCAGACUCAUAGAAAGAGCAUGAUGCUCUCAUGUUUCCUGUUUUAUUCUGAGAGUGUUAGUUUCUGCUACGGUCUGUAAAGACAGAACCAUCCUGUAUACAUGUGGCUCGGAGUCAAAUAAUUCCGUAAGGUCACGAUGGUGAAGCCGUACUAAUAUGAAGUUAUUCAUGCUCACUCUUCCAGCUGAUAGCUCAUAAACCAACAUCCUCGAAAAUUUCACGGAAUGAGCUACCUUAUACGCAAAGGUUAAAGUUCAUUCACCUAAGAAACAUCUGCAUAUUUAAAAUUGUGGCAUCAGGUCUGAACUGUUGCCAAUCUGAACAGAAAGAGACUAUAUAGACCUACAUAUAUGCAUAUCAAAUACGUAUACAGAUGCACUCACACACUUUAAAAUAUUAAAAAGGCCUCCUCAGGCACAGCGUUAUUAAUAGAAUAAGGCUCUUUUGAGAGAAGCAAUUCAUAAGAACAUGUGAGAAGAAAUGCUGAGAAAUGGUAUACUAUUUCAUGGUGCUUUAAAACUUGGUUCUUGAAGACUUUAAGAGAUUUAAAAUUCUUCUCAAAAUAAGAAAGUUACCAGCAUUUUAAUGAAAAAUUUAUUCUAGAAAGAGAUGACUGUCUAUCAUCUAUCUAUCCAUGUGUCUAUCUAUGUAUCUAUAUAGCUGUGUAUCUAUCUAUCUAUCUAUCUAUCUAUCUAUCUAUCUAUCUAUCUAUCUAUCUAUCUAUCUAUCUAUCUAUCUUGUUUUCCUAAAGUAACUACAGAGUAUAGCUCUUUAGUUCUUUGUCAUCAGCCUUAAGUACCAUAUACUUUAGGUGCAGAAUAUCUUAUAAUAACACAAGCUCUGUCAAAAGAUUAUUACUGUUUGUGAAUGUGUGUGCAUGAUUCACAUGAAUGUAGAGAGGAUUCUUUUUGGUACCAAGUAGCCAGGUUCACUAUGAAUAGGAUGAAAGACUGACUUAUUAGUCCACUAGUUUAUCUAAUGUUCAAGUUCAGCACGGAGGCUUUUUAGCUUCCUUGUAUGAAUAUAAUGUCCUGGAAUGGAACCAUUUUUUUUUUAAAUGCUAGUCUGUUUUUCUAAGGUGAUGAGCACAUCGAGUUCUUUGUUAUUACAUAUCAUUUUUGUAAAUACUAUAAAAAUUUUGCUUUUCAGAAAAUAUCCUGGUAUGUAGAUGGGUCUGAUUUUUGUUCUGACCACAGGAAAUUUGUGUAUUUCCUACUGUGAAGUCUAAGUGACUCUGAUGGAGGAUGAACGUGUGUCCCCACAUGUUGAUGAGGAAGAAAACUAUUGUUUUUGAAGAGGUAUAACAUCCUGUAGGAUUAGAAAAGAAUUAAAACAUGUCUUGAUAACCAUCAAGCAUUUGUAAAAUCAAGAGGUAACUAAUGGAGGUACAUUGACUUAAGCCAACACCAGACCUAGCUUUAAUCUGAGAAUUGGGACCAAAUGAAUUCUCUGUAGGUUCAUCAGCUUAAACUGCAUAGUUUAAUUGAGUGUUUGAGUUAUUGUCACACAUGUAAUGGCAUGUGGGAAGAGGGAAUGACUAUAGGCAAUUUUAGAAGUUUGGAGAAACCUUAUUCUUUUUUUUGUUUCAAUGUUUUUCUUGUGCCUUAAAUCUUUAAUAUGUACAAUGAUAAUGGGUGACUAUUGAUGUUGUAAGUAAAGAUUAAGUUGAGCUCAUCAUUUUUAUAGGAUUGAUGUUUAGAACUUCUCUUUGUAAGGAAAAUUAUUUGUACUUUGAUCAAAGAAUGAGCAUUUAGGUUUUUACUUCUUUGUCAGCUCUCACUCUAAAAUAUGAAAGUUUACUGUAUCUUUUGAGUAAAUAGAUCUGUGUCUUAUAUAAUUAAAAUGUGUCUGGAUGGUUUAUUGUUUA